Messenger RNA from Amoebophrya sp. A120, 2691 nucleotides. Lineage: Eukaryota; Dinophyceae; Syndiniales; Amoebophryaceae. The record is from the annotation of a GenBank genome assembly.
GCAACCGCGCGAAAUUUUGCUUCUGGUUCCGGAGCCUCCUGACUUGAAGGAGCUCGAGCACUCCGUGGAUUCCCUUUCUCAAAUGGGGGCCUUGACCGGUAUUGGCGACGAUGCAGACCCGACCAUUCUCGCGCACCUCAUGAUAGCGCUGCCGAUUGAUGCGCGGCUGUGCCGGCUGAUCGUGGACGGGGCUCUUUUCGGCUGUUUGCCAGACGCUCUACUUGUGGUUGUGGGCCUAUCGCAGCCGGAGCCGUUCUCGCAGCCGUCACACCUUGUCAUUAAAGACGAUGCGGAACUUGGAAAGCGUAACCGCGCCUCCGCAACAGUGCGAAGAAUAUUUGACGCAGGGGCGUGCUCCGAGCCGCUCAUGCUGCGGAACCUGCUAGCUGAGUGGCUGGUGCAGUUCGCGCGGUACAAAGUCGCAGAGGCCGAUCGAAUCAAGGAGCAGCUGCGUAUCAAUGAGGAACACCUGCUGAAAGAAAACCAGAAGCAGGGCCGUCUGUAUUCUGAAAUGCAUGGGCGUUGGAAACGAGCAUCGAAAAGCUCGCUGCAGAAAGCAACAAGCGAUCUCACGUACGAAGAUGUACACGAGGAGCCGGUGAGCCAAGAUGGACACCACGGUAGUAGCAGCUCUACUGACAGCGGCACGGGAGUGGUAGUAGGUGUAACAGAGGUCCCCGUGGAAGAGACACCUGCACAGAACUCCGGAAUUUUGCAGCAAGUCUCUUCAGUAGCUGAGAAGGUGCGCGUGUCUGUUUUCGGAAAGGCCGGAUCCGGCGGUCGCGCAUCUCGCGCUUCUGAGGGUGAAGCUGGUCGUCCGGCAGCUGGGGAAGCGUUCAUAGGCUGGUACACGGACGCAGAAUGGAAGAUGCUCGAGAAAGCAUACGCCGACUCGCUGGAGGAAGUUGCGAGGUUGAGAGCCGAGCGCCGCAAGCUGCUGCAGCCGCACACGCAGUACAGCUUGUUCUGGCAGUUUUCCAAGCGCUUUGCGAGUCAGUAUGCUGGUGCCAUUGUGCCAAAGAAGUUGGUUGUGCUCCUGGUGAAGCUCGUCGAGCUUUUGGAUCGGAUCGAACCCUUUCUGCACGCGGAGUCGGAGAUGUUUCUCCAAGUGGAGGUUUUGCGAGCAGUGCUGAACCCGGAAUUAGUGAGCGUAGGGGAAAGAAACACCGCAACGCAUAUCGGCUCGUUGUUUGCCGCGCCCGUCGAAGUCCUCCUGACUGUCCUUACGGCGACGUUUAGUCCGAACUUCCUCAUCGGGCGACCAAAACAGGGGGCAGCAAACCCGGGGGGCAAAGAGAUGCAGCGGCUCGUUGCCAUGCACCAAGUGGAUCCGCGUCGCGCCGUCACACUCCCGAUCGAAAUGCCGAGAGAGCUUGUCGCGGCAGACAAGUGGAAAAGCGUUCUUCGAGACGAAGUGUUGGGCUCCGUCGCAAAGGAUUGUGAGGUCCAGAAGCUCGUUUUCGAUGCCGACAACUCCCAGAAGGGAGGGCAGAAAGGCCGGAAGGGCUUCGGUAAACAGAACGGCGAGACCGUGCAGGGGCGCGUUCAUAUUGUUUUCGCGGAGACCAAGUCUGACAAAGCAACCGACGAGGACUGCUCGACGUCUUGUGCUCGACGGGACCGCGGAGCAGGAGGCCCGAACAUGCCAACCUUGGGGACAGUCGCGGACCACGGGCAACAGGAUCCCGAAGUAGGUGCGUUGUCAGCGGAAGUGAAACAGGCGUACAGUGGCGUCAAAUCGAAGUUGCGGUUCUUACCGGAAGGGUGCCAGUUACUCGAGCUGUACGCCAGCGGUCGUGCGGGAAAUGCGCAAGUACGGUUUCCCCUGAACUGCAAGCGGGGCGAGGCGAGUGGUCUCAGCGCAAACUUAGCGAUACUGAGCAAUGCGACAAAGGACGAGUAUCAGGAAAUCGUGCUCGGACGGCCGACCAGCAGCUUGAAGAUUCAGUGGGAGCUCUUCGCACCCGAGGACAUGCUGUCGACGGCGGAAAAUGCAGCGAACCAGAAGGAGUUGAAUCGAGGUUCGGCUGCUUUCAGAAAGGCUCUCGCUUGUGCACAGCAAAGGAAUUCUUCUGCAGACCGGAAUGAUAUUUUCUCCAGCGCACGACCACUUGCGGCAUAUUCACCAUUCGACCUAGGAGACGCGCUGGUUUGCAAGCAGCAAGUCAGGCGUGUGGCGUAUUGUGCUUCCAACAAAAAUCCGUGCGCGAUGGCAGUUGCGACGGGAUUCGACCAGUGCCUCACGGAGGCUCUGGAUAAAGCUCUCGGGUCAAACGAUGUCGCUGCGUGGACGAACGCCUCGCUGCUGCGUAGCGCAGAAGCCAAACCGAAGCCGGGCGUUCUUGUGGGGGUCUUUGCUAGUAGAGUGGUACAAAAUACACAAGAAGUGACGAAGAAAGACGUCUUCGGUCUUAUGGGACCGCAAGCGAUUGAAAACAGCCGCGUGGAAGGCGUCACGUUGCUUGCCGACGAGGACAGUUUACUUGCCACCAAGCUGUGUUUGUGUUUUGCCCCGCAGGAGUACAGCUUGGCAGUCGAUUUCGAAUUAGCGACAGGUGCGAUCACGCGACUUCGGCUCGGCGAUCUUUCACUGAGCGGGGAGCUACCGCUCAGGUGCUGCGACGCGGAAAAGAGAGUGGUUGAUCAAAUCUCUCUGCAAACCAUCAUGAAAGCCAACGCGGUGCGUGCGGC